AUGGACUAUGAAACUGUAACGCCGAAUUAUAUUAAACUUGAGAAGAAUGAGUUAUUCGUUAACGUCCUCGGUGGUCAAGAUCAUUUUGGAGAUAUUGCUAAACUUGCGACAAUUAUCUCAUUGCCAGUAAUUGGAAACGAUAUAGAACCCCAUGUUCUCAAAGUUGCAACACUAUUACAUGGACAUCAAUCUCACAAAAAUGCUAUUUACCAGCCAUUAUUAGCCCAAACACUGAGCAAUAUUGGAUAUUGUGUAAUACGGUUCGAUUUUAGGGGACAAGGUGACUCAUCACCAAAUGAAUUUAAAAUGGAAGGAAGAACCAUUGAGCAAGAUGUUAAUGAUAUUCACACCAUUUGUACUUUUAUUUGCAAGGGUCCUCUUUUGGAUUUGGUCAACAUGAAGUUACGGGAGCAUAUGCCAUCAAAUGAUAGUAAUUAUGAGUCUGUCUGUCCUAAAAUCAUGGUAGCCCAUUCUAGAGGUGUACUUGCUAUGUUUGAAUAUCUACUAGCGUGUAAGGAAUUUCAAAUUCCAUUAAUAGUUAAUUGUUGUGGACGGUUUGAUGGUAGUGGAUUGCUUACAAGGUAUACAAAAAUAAAACCAACAUGGAGAAAAGAGGGUGGCCUUAAUAUUUCAACAUUAAGAUAUGGCAAAUAUGAGGAGUGUUGGGUCCCAACACCUGAAAUUUUAAGCACAGCCAAGGUAGAUACUCUAAAAUUCAACGAUAUCAAUCAAUCCUUCAAAGUCUUGUCGGUAUACGGAUCAAAGGAUUUAGUUGUCCCAGUUGAAGAUGGAGAGAAAUACGAAAAAUUAUUUCAAGAGAGGGGCCUGUUGCUUUUGAUAGAUGGGGCAGAUCACAAUUUUUAUGGGUUACCUGAGGACCCUAAUAUUCAUAAACUUCCACUUAAAAGAGGAAAAGUUAAUUAUUCAAUUCUCUUCAUAUCCAAAUUUAUGAAGUAUUUAGAGGGUUAA
Molecule: messenger RNA, 969 nt
Organism: Maudiozyma barnettii
Lineage: Eukaryota; Fungi; Ascomycota; Saccharomycetes; Saccharomycetales; Saccharomycetaceae
Exons: 1
Coding region: 1-969 (322 amino acids)
Source: RefSeq, a predicted model, not a curated record